GAAGGGAUGGCAGGGUAACGGAGUUCGAGAUCACCUGCAGCAUUGCUGCAAUAAGCAGACGUCCAUCCCAGCCACUGCAACUCGAACUACACAGAGGAGCGGAUCUCUUUCUCUUUACGGCACGUUUCCUCCUCAGGUAGGUCUAGAAGCCAUCAGGAGUCGGCAUCUACUCGUCGGAUUCCAUGGCGGUCCUCAGGAGGGAAGCCACUGGCCAGGCUAGAUUGGCAGGAUCAUUCAUAGGAUGCCUUGGAAUAAUUCUGCUUGGUUUUGUCAUUCAGUCCCUUGCAGUCCCUACAGAUGAGAGCAACUCCUUAUGGAAGGUGACUACGGCUGCUCAGAAUGAAGAAACAGGAACUGGCAUCGUGAGCAGGCAUCUUGGAGAUGAUGGGUAUGGCGACGAGUACGGCAAAGGGUACUACAGGGAUGGCAAAUCUGGUUAUGACAAGUACUACAGUCAGAAGAGCUACCAUGGUAAGGAAGACAAGGACGUGUACUUCAAGAAGCACAGUGACAAGAAAUACAACGAAAAAACGUACGAAAAGAAAUACGGCGAUCACAAGUACGACGAGAACAAGAAAUACGAGGAGGACAAGAAGAAGUAUGAGAAGUACGGUGAUUAUGACAAGCAUGAUGAUGGUAAGAAGCAUGGCGAGUACUAUAACGAUUACAAGGAGAAGAAGCAGGGUGGCAAGAAGUACGAUGCAAAGAAGUACAGUGUAAAGUACCAUGAGAAGAACUACCACGACAACAAGUACGAAGAGAAGAAGUACAAGGACAAGGAAUAUGACAAGAAGGAUGACGAGAAAUAUGGCGAGAGCAAAUACGGCAAAGAGUAUGACAACAAGUUUGAUGACGACAAAUACAAAGGAGAGAACUUCGGAGUGAAGUACAUGGAGGAGUAUGGUAGGAAAUACAACCGUUACGAUAAGAAGAAGUAUGGUUACGGUAGCAAUUACAACAAGAAAUACUACGGAAAGAAAAAGUAUUACAACAAGUAUGAUAGGUAUGGCAAGAAGUAUUAUAAGUACGACAACAAGUAUGGCAGGAAGUUUGGGAGGAAGGGUUAUUACAAGGACUAGGGCAAGAAGAAGGAUGAGAUGAGAAGGGGCAUGAUGAGAAGCAGUACAACACCCAGCAGUACGAUCACAGAAGUAUGACAACGAGAGCUAUGACGAGAAGUACGCUGAUAUGGAGUACAAGAGUAACAGCUGUAACUAGAGGUGAAUGAGCAAUCAUUCAAUUAAAACUUACAAAAGAUUACGCUUUCCGAAAAUUAUUGCCAUUGCCAUGCACGGGAAGUUUGACCAGAAGAGACAAAAUACGUAGAGUGAAAAAUCUGAGUUCAUGCACGCACUGCAUGAGGAUUUACUUUCCUAGAGGAUCCAACGUAGAAGCAUUAUUAAUCGCAAAGUUUACCAGCUCUGUUCUGGGGCUCCCACCGUGGCCAAUUAUGCAAUAUGGUGAGAAAACUUGUAGUGCACUAAGGAGCAUCUACCACAGUCACUCUCCAAACUGGAGCAUUAAGCCCCACAGGUAGGUCAGUGGGUUGCAGGUGGUUUGCAAUAAAAAAGCAGAAUUCAA
Molecule: messenger RNA, 1581 nt
Organism: Chara braunii
Lineage: Eukaryota; Viridiplantae; Streptophyta; Charophyceae; Charales; Characeae
Source: the annotation of a GenBank genome assembly